CGUCGGAAUCGGUCGGAACCGACCGAACGGACCUCAGAUUUCUCAGAUUAGUACACAAUCAGACUUAGGAAGAAGGGUUUUGAGAGCGUGUGAUUGUGGGUUAGUCGUUACUUGAAAUGGGUAACAAUCAUAGUCAGGAUGGAUUAAGAAGAAAUUCACUUAGUAGGACUCCUUCUGGAGCUGAGAACAACGACAGAAGCCCCACCCAGCUCAUGCCUAUCGAUAAAUUGUCAAAGAUACUUGCCCAGAAAAGUUUGGAAGAAGAUUCUAUCCAGGGAAUAACUUGUCGUGCCUUCACUAACAUUGUUUUCCCACGUUAUUCAGACCUGUCAGAAAGACUGUUUAAGUAUUUCCAUUCCUGUGCUGGCGUCACUAAACAUGAGUGGAUUAGUCCACCCGUCUUCAAACAGCAGGCCGAAAAAUUCCUAGGCAUAAUUGUUGACAGUCAACAGAUUGAAGUUUAUGUCAAGAUGUACGCAGAAGGAAGUGAUAUUGAUCAGGACGGUUUUCGUCAGCUUCUACUUCAGGCAUAUAAAUUGGCUAUGGACCACUAUCCAGAAGGUCCACAAACUUGCAAACAGCUCUCCAACAUCUUACAAGCUGUUAUUGAUUGUGCUUUUCACCGCAAGUCAUGUGUGUCUGUUACCUUCUUGUCACACUGGAUUGAACAACACACUCCAAGGCUAAUUGUCGGAAUCCAUCGUUAUGUUGUUCACAUGCUGAGCACAGUAUAUCGGGAGGCAGGGCAGUUGGCCAGCGCUGGUCUGGAGCUGGAUACACCAGUGCUGGAAAGAGAUAUUUUGUUCCCAACAUCAGAAAACAAGGAGAAUGAUAUAUUGCCUGUAUCAGAAGUGUGGCUGUUGUCAUCUUCCCUCCCCUCGUUCUACACAAAACCAUCGCUGCAUCACUCACCAUCCAGCUCGUCUAAUGGCCUCUCGUCACAGACAUUCCUGGCCAAGAUGCUGGGUUCCAUCUGUCCAUCCCACUGGACCCUGCUCUAUAACAGCGACCAGCAUGGUCUAGGAGCAAACAGGUUCAUGCAUCAUGUGUUUGGUUACCGUGGACCGACACUGACCUUCCUCCGGGGUCAGGAUGGAGUUCAGUUUUGCUUGGCAGCAGACUCUGAGUGGCAAGAGUCUCACCAGUACUGGGGAGGAGAAGAGUGUACUGUGAUACAGAUACUACCGCUUUAUCAUAUUGUAGAGCGGGGUGCAAAGAUGAUGUACCUGAACAAUAGUAUACGUGGCUAUCCAAAAGGCCUGCGGGCAGGACUUGAUCCCCGUAAACCCAUCAUAGAGGUGAAUGAUGGCUUUGAUGUUGUGACGUACCGUGCCAUUCCUUACCCUCUCAUUUGUGUACAGGUUUGGGGCUGUGGCAGUCAACAGUCGAGAGAGACACAACUAGAUAUAAAAAAAUGGGAAGUGAAGCAGGCAGAGAAAUUGCGGAAGGUUAAGUUGACGGCAGAUGAAUGGGUUGACCAUCCUGACCGGUAUCUGUUGGAGCUUGCUGGAAGACCAACCUACUCUUCCAAUCAACCUCAACAGUAACAUUUCUGUUUGCCAUGCUCAGCUAUCACUUUGUCAACUGUCUGUUGCAUGGAAGCCUUUGUAUCUACAAUGGAAUACCACAGUCAUGUUUUUCAUUCACAGAAUUUGAUUGCUGGUAAUUGGGUUGGCUUUAAGUGCCGAGUUUAAAGUCUUCUGUAAUCCUUGCCCAGUAUUGUUUAUACUAUGGGAUAUAUUUUGGUUGUAUUCACUACAGAAUAUGAAAAUAUUAAAACCGAGAUUGGCUUCUAGAAGCUGGUCUGAUUGAGAUUGUUGGCUUCAGUAAGCCAGAUUAUUUUACAUUUUGAAUGCUGUAUUCUUUUGCAUACAUGUAUAUAUGAGCUAGAAACUCUGUGAAUUUUGUACUUAUGAAAAAGUUCAGUUGUACUGAAUAAUGCCAUUAUUUUUCUGAGGCACUUGAUACUGUUUGUGACAGGAAAUAAGCAUUGUUGAUUCCUUGCUCAAUAAAUAUUUGACAUUUCAGUUAACAGUAGCAGAGCUUCAUAAUGUCUGAGGAAAUGACAUUUAAAUGAACUUUGGAUAUUAAUGUCCGUGGUAUAGUACUUAAGGAACAGAAAAUUUUUGCUGUUCCAGAACAUCUUUCAACUUGGUGCUUAACCCAAAUAUGAAGGAUCCAAAAUAACAACAUUCAGAAGUACAGCUUGCAAUAUUCAAGUACAGUUAGUAUUAACUGUUCUUUCUGAAAACAGUUGUUUCUGAAUAGAACAUGAACAUAUUCUUAUUCAGUGUGUUCCACAUUGCAAGCGCAAAUAUGAAUUUGUCUUUGCCCUUAAUUGAAUUUGUAUAGUACACUCCUUGCCUUCCAUAAUUCUAUUUUAUUUAUUAUAUUUAAUAAUAAUCGAAAAUGGUAUUACAUGUGUUCAGAAUAUUUAUUCUAUUUUAGCAUAAUUGACAAUAAUGCAAAGAAAUUAUACUUUUAAUCCGGUAUAACUCUGUUAUUCUCUUCAAGGUGUGUUCACUUGUUAUGUUCAGUUUUAUGGUUAAGACCCAAUUCUGUAAAUUCUGGGGGGUUUUUCCAUAGGCAAAAACAAAUACGCAGGUAAGUCAAUAAGUUAGUUACAAAUGGAUAUAGAACUUAAUCAAAUGGGAGUACAGAUUUGAAAAAUGGUUUUAUUUCUCAGCAUAAUCUCCCUGUACAUUAAGGCACUUGUCCCAUCGUUUCACAAGCCCCUGAAAACCAGCAGCAUAAAAUUCUUUGGGCUGCUGUUGGAACAAGGCAGUGACUGGGCUCAUGAAGGCAUCCUGCUCACCGCAUUGCAGCCUCAACGACAAACCGCAAAUGCUGACUCCUACUGUAACAUCCUCAGGAAACUUUGUAAGGCCAUUCAACGGAAGCGACCAGGACUCCUCACCAAAGGCAUGUUGCUCUUGCAUGACAACACAUGUCCCCAUACCACCAACAAGACAGAUGAAAUGCUGUGAAAUUUCAAGGGGGAAGUCCUCGAGCAUCCUCCGUAUAGCCCCGACCUCCUCCAAGC
This is a messenger RNA of Cryptotermes secundus, 3043 nucleotides long. RefSeq lists its product as uncharacterized. The transcript is spliced from 10 exons. NCBI's taxonomy places the organism in Eukaryota, Metazoa, Arthropoda, Insecta, Blattodea, Kalotermitidae. Bases 117 to 1547 code for a protein of 476 amino acids. The record is from RefSeq and is a predicted model, not a curated record.